AUACAAGGUUUGGUGCCUUUUUACGUUUCAGGUGCCUGUGCAAAAUGGCUGAAGGUCCACCAGUCCUACCUGUCCCUGAGAUGAAGAAGGAGAGAUAUGAUGAAAUCAAAAAGAAAUUUGUUGAAAAGUUUGGAGAAGAUCCUGCCUUUUUUGCUAGAGCUCCUGGAAGAGUCAAUCUCAUAGGAGAACACAUUGACUACUGUGGCUACUCUGUUCUGCCCAUGGCUGUGGAACAAGAUAUUGUGAUGGCAGUGAAGCCAGACAGCAGUGGCAAGCUGACCCUAGUCAAUACUGAUGGCACAUUUGAGGAAUAUGAAGGUAACGUGAUGAAUAUACAUAUCACCAAGGAUGUGCCCCACUGGUACAAGUAUGUGCUGUGUGGUGUGCUGGGGAUCAAAGAGCAGUUCUGCAGCCUUGUCACGCAGGGUUUCAAGGCCAUGGUUGAUGGAACUGUGCCAAAGAGUGCUGGGCUAUCUAGCUCUAGCGCUCUGGUGUGCUGCUCUGCUCUGGCCAUGCUGAGGGCCAAUCAAUGGCCUAUGUCGAAGGAGCAAAUCGCAGAGACGUGCGCCAAGUGUGAGCAUUACAUCGGUACAGAGGGUGGUGGCAUGGACCAGGCAAUUAGUAUCACUGCUCGGUUGGGCAAGGCGAAGCUCAUUGAAUUCAAUCCUCUGAGAACAACAGACGUCCAACUUCCUGGCAAUGCAUCAUUUGUUGUGAGCAACAGUCUGGCGGAGAUGAACAAAGCUGCCACACCCCACUUUAAUAUAAGAGUUGUAGAGUGCCGGCUGGCUGCUCAGGUACUGGCCCAAUCCCAGGGUUCUGUGAAGUGGAGGGAAAUAAAACGUCUGGGCGAGCUACAGGAGAAACUGGGGCUCAGUCUGGAGGACAUGCUGUCCCUUGUGGCCACCAAGUUACACACAGAACCCUACAGCAAGGAGGAAGUCUGCAGCAUCUUGGGGACAACACCAGAGGAGCUAGCAGAGACCAGCCUUAGUUCAAACACGCUGCACGUUGAAAGUUUCCGUCUUUACCAGCGUGCCACUCACGUGUACAGUGAGGCGAAGCGUGUGUUGCGCUUUAAGGUUGUUUGCGAUGAGCAGCCUGAGGAUGCACUGGAGCAGCUGGGUCAGCUGAUGAACGAGAGUCACGCCAGUUGUCGUGACAUGUAUGAGUGCAGUCACCCCGAGCUAGACAAAGUUGUGGAUGUUUGCAGGCAGGCUGGUGCUGUGGGGUCGCGUAUGACAGGCGCUGGCUGGGGUGGCUGUGCCGUGUCACUCGUCAGAUGUGAUGCCGUCAAGCCAAUGCUUGCACAGGUGAAAGACAACUACUACAAGUUGGAACCCAAGAAGAUGGAAAGAGUCAAGGAGGCUUUGUUUGCUACCACCCCAGGAGAUGGGGCAGCCUUUUAUAUUUAAAAAAUACCCUUCUGUAUAGAAUAGUAAGUGGAGAUUGUUGUGUUAUUUCUGACUGAUGGUUUGAUAAAGAAGCUAUAUUUACCUUCUCUGCAGCUUUUGUACCUAAUUGAACAUAAGAGGCAAAAAUGUUCUUUUCACCUAAUACUCCGUCUCCGGUAUCAGCCGUCCUGGAGGUGAUAUUGCUUUAUUUUUCAUUAGUUCAAAGAGAAGCUCUCAGCCACACAGUAUUUUAUAGCAUUUCUUCUUACACAUAGAAGUCAAAAGUACUAUUGUUUUCUUUCGUAGGUUUAUGUCCUGUUCAUAUCACAAGGCAUAGUAUAAUUUUUGUGGGGAUUUUUUGUUACCUUUACCGGCCAGUGGUGGUGGUUUUUAAUAUAUUUGAAUAUUUGAUCUAAGUGUACAAUAUUUUUGUUGAACUUUUAAUUUUGAGGUGCUAUAUUGUUUACUUUGUCUUCAAAGGUCGUCCUGUUGACUGGAGUGCUAAACAUUCUGGUUGCAUGUCUUUCAGUUGGUUUGUAGCUGUCUAAUAUUUUUCCUUAGGCAUAUCAGCGAGAAACUCACUUUAUAGCAUUAACUCAGAGUACAUUAGUUUAUGUGUAGUAAGUUAUUUCUCAAACAGACUCAUCGACUGAAGGUGUUGCUCCGAAAAUUUAUGAAUUUUGGAGGAUAAGGAGUUAUAUUGUCUGUAAUGCUCUACCUACCGCUAAGUGCUUCACCAGCCAAAUGAAGUUUUGUGAAAUGACUCUUCUCUGACUAAAGCGGUUUUCUGUCAUAUGUCAUGUGUGAACAUUCUGUACCACAGUUAACACAUAAAGUAAGAUUUCCAGUGCUUCGGCCUGGACUUGAGAUCUCUACUAAGGUGUUCAGCAUGUUAAUGGGACUAGCAGUGAUGUGCCCUUAAUCACCGACUGCCAAUACUGACACAGCAUGGGUAGGCCUGGACAUACGAAAAAUGCUGAACAACCCCUUUCGGUUUCGAUUUCUCCACUGUUUUUACACUAUUAAGCAACCUGCUAUCGGUCUUGGCGGUUUCGGAAAGGGAAGAUGUAUUGCCUAUUUAAUUUGGUAGUUGCGUCUCCUGAUCCUUUAGUGUAGCUUUUUGUGGGGGGUUUUUGUAAGGUGAGUUACAAUAGGUAUUUGUUAGAUCUGGUACAGCAUUUCAUGAUUUUAGACUAAAGUUACACCUCAUGCAGCCUCUAAAAUAAAAAUCUGUUCGUUUCUAUGGGUUCUUAUAUUGAACAAGACAUAUACCAGAUGGUCACAAAAGUGACUUAGAAAACUUAGAUCCUAUUUAUAAUGUUUAUAAGGGUAAAAAAAAAAUGUGUCUGUUUUUCAAAUAAUCAUGCAAACAAAUGUACGACACCUGGUGAAAAUCUGUUUUCACCUCAAUAAAACACGACAUAAAAAUAUCUUGAAA
Aplysia californica (California sea hare) is the source of this 2832-nucleotide messenger RNA. Its product is annotated as N-acetylgalactosamine kinase. Gene Ontology annotation, biological process: galactose metabolic process; carbohydrate phosphorylation. The record is from RefSeq and is a predicted model, not a curated record. Bases 45 to 1415 code for a protein of 456 amino acids. Lineage: Eukaryota; Metazoa; Mollusca; Gastropoda; Aplysiida; Aplysiidae. The transcript has 9 exons. Gene Ontology annotation, cellular component: cytoplasm; cytosol. Gene Ontology annotation, molecular function: ATP binding; galactokinase activity.